Mycena citricolor is the source of this 282-nucleotide messenger RNA. NCBI's taxonomy places the organism in Eukaryota, Fungi, Basidiomycota, Agaricomycetes, Agaricales, Mycenaceae. The record is from the annotation of a GenBank genome assembly.
AUGUCGGCCAAGAGAAACAAUACUUGGUCAAAUAGAAGGGAUGACUGCAUAGCGAAAACACCUGGGAACCAUCACGUCAUCUCACCCACACAGAGAAAGUCCUGGCAGCCUGGGAGAAAAAACAAUCAAACCCCGACACCUGCAUUCACGCUGUGCCAAUACUCCAAGCUGGGCACUGGGACUACCUUAUCCAUUGCUACAAACCCAGAGACGAGCACCUUCCAUACCCACAACAACAACUCUUUGACCCUUACAAAAAUGUCUUCACACCCAUUGGCCUAG